AUGAUUCGUCGUAACCCUACACGUUUAGAAAUUCGUCAAGAGAAUGUUGAGCAACUUCAGCUUCUCCGACAAGAAUAUAAGAAAAAACUUUCACAAAAACCUGGUGCAAGUGCAAAGGGUAAAAGGAAAAGUAUGGAAAUCGAAGAGAAAGUAGAUCCAAAUUUAAACCUUCAACAAGCGGAACCUCAAGAGCAAGAACCAAUUGUGGGCGCAGAAGAACUUCAAAAUAGAAGAAAUAACAU
Messenger RNA from Racocetra persica, 242 nucleotides. NCBI's taxonomy places the organism in Eukaryota, Fungi, Glomeromycota, Glomeromycetes, Diversisporales, Gigasporaceae. The record is from the annotation of a GenBank genome assembly.